Caretta caretta (loggerhead turtle) is the source of this 5193-nucleotide messenger RNA. RefSeq names its product erythroferrone (gene ERFE). The record is from RefSeq and is a predicted model, not a curated record. Gene Ontology annotation, biological process: positive regulation of insulin receptor signaling pathway; positive regulation of D-glucose import across plasma membrane; negative regulation of gluconeogenesis. Gene Ontology annotation, molecular function: hormone activity. NCBI's taxonomy places the organism in Eukaryota, Metazoa, Chordata, Testudines, Cheloniidae.
UGUAAGCAAGAAUAUCAGACUGAGACAGCCAAGGUCUGCUGCGCCAGGAGCAGUGCCCACAGAAACCCAGGGAGAGAGAGGGCAGUGCACCAGGCAUGGGUGUCUCUCAUGAGCCACAGAUCCCAGCCAGGGCCAGGCUGGAGUGAGUGCCACCAGCAGAGAAACUGGGCAUUCUCCUGGCCCCUCCAGCUGUGAAGGGAAGGAGCACACGAGAGCUGCUGGGCAGAGACCGUAUUUACAGCUCCAAAGGCAGCCCAAGAAAGGAGGCAAGCAAGGGGGAUAGCCCUCUCCCAGCUGAACUCAGCCCCAGCUGGUGGCUUUUUAAGCCCAUGCCCAGACUCUUGGUCCAAGCUCUCACGUGCAGAUUGGAGCAGGGAGUACUCUGAAGUACAGGGACAUUUCUCUAAGGGAUUCUUGAGCCUACACAAUGUGUUUUCCCCUCACAAAGUAGGACGCAUUGCCCUCUUCUGGGGUCAGGUGGCUCAGCUGUCGAGUACCAGCUGGCUGUUCUGCAAGGGCAACCCAUCUCCUGAGCUGGUGCUGAUGGGAGGACAGGCCUGACAUUGGUGGAGUAUCAUCUCUUCUCCCAAACUCGCCAUUCCUGACGGGACACAGUCUGAUUUCUUCUUGCUCUUACGGGCAAUGCCUGGCUCUGGGUGGCCAUAGAAACUCUGGCUCCCUGAAAGAAAGGACCACCUCUUUGGUGCCCUGUGUUGAAGAAUGGCUGGAUACCUCCCUGCCAGCCGCUGGCUCCUAUUACUGUGUGUGGGAUUCCUGGCAGUGGCCUCAUGCGUUGGCUCAGUGGGGUCGGAGAAACUUGGAAGCAGAAGAAGCCGGGAGAAGAAAUCCCAGUGGAAUGAGUAUCCCACAAGGCAGGGAAAAAGCAGCAUGCCUCUGCCAGCCUCUAACGACCCGGAACCCCUUCCUGAGCGGUCUCGCAGCAUCGACCCCCGGGAUGCCUGGAUGCUCUUUAUGAAACAAUCAAACAAAGGGGUGAACAGCAAGAAACAGGGCAAAGGCAAAUCAAAAAAAUUCAAGUUUGGCCUGCCAGGCCCACCAGGUCCCCCAGGCCCUCAGGGGCCUCCCGGAUCCCUGGUGACACCAGAAGAAUUGCUGAAGGACUUCCGGCUGCUGUUGAAAGAGGUGGUAAAGGAGCGGGAGAGGAUGAGCCUGAAGGCCUGUGAAGGUUGCCAGGAAGGUGAGGAAGCGGAGGAGAGAGGAGAAGAUGACAUCUUGGCACUGGUUGCUGGUCCGUUGGCAAGGAGUAAGCCACAGCAUCGAGUGGAGGCAGCCUUCCACUGCCGGAUACGGAGAAACAUUUCCAUUGAACGGAGAUCCCUGCAAGAGCUUCGGAUCUAUUACAUACCUCAGAAAGAGGGGGUGUUCCAUCGAGGCCUGGGGCUGAACCUGACCAGCGGCCAAUACACAGCACCUGUCGCAGGGUACUACACCUUCGCUGCCACCUUGCACAUCGUUCAUGGAGAACAACAGAAGAAAGGGCAACAGCGUGCGAGAGAUCGCCUGCGGGUACUGAUCUGCGUCCAGUCUCUGUGUCAACACAACAUUUCUCUGGAGACAGUGGCUGGUUUGGACAGCAGUGAACUUUUCACCAUCUCAGUCAGUGGAGUCCUGUACUUACAGGCUGGCCAGUAUGCCUCAGUUUUUGUAGACAAUGCCACUGGAUCAUCCCUCACUGUUCGAAGUGGCUCGGAUUUCAGCGCUGUUCUUUUAGGGGUGUGAAUGGUCUCAAACCACCUACCCCUACACGCUAUAAGCUGAAUUGGUCUCUUCGGCAAGAACCACCUUAAUUCCCUCCCACCCAAGCACAGGGAGCAAAGCAUAGUGAGGUCAGGAGCAGCAGUCUCUAUAGAUUCUGCUUGUGCUACAAAACCCAGCCACCAGACACCGUACUUUGCACAAGAUCUCAAGCAUCCAAAGAUGAUGGGAAGAAAAUUGGAAGCAUGAAAAAGGGAGGACUCACUAAAUCCAUCCCCCUUUAAUUUAAUCUAUGGCCAGAUUUUGAAGCUUAUUUUACAUGGACAAAUUAUAACAUGGCUGACUUCUAAAGCCAGAUCAACUUUUAUAAAGGAACCCGUCCCCACCCCAUCAAGCAUGAAUGCUUAGGAAAAGGUGAUUUGAAGAAGCCUUCACCCAUAGACUAGCUCUUUGGCAGUUUUUUUCUGUUCAGUUUUUGAGCAGGCCAAAGCCAGAUUAUGUAUUCUUAUAGCUUAUCAGUUAGGGUUUGCUAGCAGCAGGCGCUGCUACUUGGAAGUUAAUUUUCAAUGCAGAGCAGUGUCCUGAUAAGGCAGCAGACUAGUUAGAACGUGAAUUGCUAUCCAGUGAUUUUCCACUUCCUAAGAACCGCGUACUCACACCACCACCCCAUUCUCUGCCCAUGGCAGAGAGCCCAGUCAAUGGGUGGUGGAGAUACGCACCGUUACGCCUGGCUUUGGUCCCGAUAGGCAGUCUAACUCCGAUUAACCCAGUGGGACUACAUGCAUAAAUAAGGGCUGAAGGAAUGGGCCCUAAAUUAAUAACAAAGGCAGAGAAAGAAAAAGAUGCAGUCUCAUUUCUUAGUACCAUGUACUUAAUUCCUGAGCUCCUGCCGAAACUUCAGUGAGAUAUCCUAGAAGUGCACUCAGCUCCACCUUCAUGAUAGCAGGACAAGGGGCUCAACUCUCUCUGAAUUUUAUUUUUGCUACCAAGAAAGCUUUUCCAGUCCUGCUGGAGGAACUGCUUUCACAGCAAACUGUUUCAGGAAACAAAGUUAACUCGGACUAGAGCAUUUGCUGUGGGCAGCACUUUCACAAAAUCUUUCAGAAAAAAGCUACAUAAGCUGUCCUUUACAUAAAAUACUAGCGCUCUCUACAAACCAGCUCUUAUAAUUCACUGGUUAGAAAACUAUAAGUACCUCUCUACUGCAAAAGAAGACCAGCAGCAUGGCUGCAGCUGGCUCAGGUCUAAGGCUGUGGGGUUAAAAUUGCAGUGAAGACACUGAGGUUCAGGCUGAGCCUCAACAUCUAUGCAGCAAUUUUUAGCCCCACAGCCCAAGUCAAGUGACAAGGGCUCUGAGUCUCAGUGCUGCGGGUGUUUCAUUGCAGUGUAGCCAUACCCUAACAGUUGUCUUAGAAAAGCUUUACAAGUCUGUCAUUUGGGGCCCUGGUAACAUACGAAGUAGGACAUAAGCCCCAAGUUCAAAAAUUAGGUGCAGCCAGUUGAGCUUUUUAUGGUAUGUAGCAACUUACACACCAAAUUCCUACAGUCUUUACUGUAGCUGAACUCCCACUGAAGUCGCAAAGAAUUCAAGCCUGAAAGGCCUUCUCUUUGCUAGGAAAACAAGUUGUGUUCUUACUACGUGGUAAAAUCCUAGUGAACACAGACCAUGUUGUAGCUUUCACACAAAUCAGCAGACCAAGGCAAACGUCAGGGUUUCUCAUGGCAGGUGAAGGUAAGAUCAGAGGGACACUCCCAAAGUUUACUAUUUCACACAAGUUAACUGCCUUGUCUUCAUUAGGAUUUUACUACAGUAGUUAACACAAGGGAAAAAUACCGCUUUUCUUGUGAUGAAGAGGCAUCCAAAAAGGACAGCAGGUGUUUACUCUUAGGCAUUGAACCUGCAAGGUGAGCAGUCCCCUGGGAAGUCUGUGGGAGUAGGGGACAUGGUGCAACUUGCAGAGCCAAUCUGCUAGCAAGCAUGACAAACAGCUGAAGAACCAGAACAGUCCCUUAGUUGCUUAAAUCUACUUGUGUCCUUAAAAUAAACCCAGCCUAUUGCUAUUUAGUGAAGGAAGAGAAAACUCAGCAUGCCCUCUGAGGGGUAACACUGCACAGCAGCAGAAUGUUCAAAAUGGACUUCUGUUCAGGAUGUCAUCAUAAUGGGUUGCUAUUCUUCACAGCAGAACACUAAAGCAAGUGUUGAAACAUUAAAUAAAAAGUGUAGACGAAGACAGCUAAACUGUCUUGGGUGUUCUCUCAGUAAGUUGCUCACCUAGGCCACCCUACUCUGGGAACGUCAGCAGGCCUCCCAUCUUUGACUACAAUAAAGCUAAGGUUAGCCUUGAUCCUCCAAAAGCAGAUUGCAAUUUGUCUCCAAGCUACAGCUAUUGCGAAACUCCUACUUUCCAGGUUAAAGAGCCCUGUAUGGUUUUUUCUCUCCCUGCAGUAUAGAUAAAUGUAUGGUAUAAAGCAUUUUAUGGAAAUAUUUAUUGGAUGAUAUUGUAAUAUGGAAUAUACUUCUGCAACUGGCUUGAGUUGUGCUAAGAGAUGCCCCAUCCACUCCUGUCUGAUGGCAGUCACACUCCCAGCCGGCAUUACAUUACAGGCAUCUCCCACCUGCCACAACCCCACUUAUUUUGAUAAGCUGAGACAAAUGGGGGAUGGGUAAAGGAGGAGUAGGAGCAGGCUCAGUUUUUGUUCUGAGGACUGUUACCAGUGAUGUUAUUUUUCCUCUCAUUUGUGACUUUCUUCCCCCCCCCCCGACAUUAAUUUCAAAGCCCCUAAAUAAUUUCAUCCUCUGCCUGUUCAUGUCACUACACAAUUACCAGAGGCAAGCCUAAACCUGCUCUUUAGUUUCUGACAGUAGAUUUGUUAGCACCCAGGAUUUCUCUUCCUUUCUUUGAAAGAGUAAAUGGCUUUUGAGGAAGUGCCUCCACUGUUUUUGCUCUAUUUCACACCAGACCUGGGCUUGACAAACAUUUUGUACAAAGGCUGAAUUUCAGAAUUGUAGACCAGAUGCAUCCGUCAACCUUCUUCUUUAUAUUACAUAACCAUGCUUAAUAACACAGAUACCAUUCUCAGCUAGUCUAAAUACAAUGAAGUCACUGCUCCAGAGUGGUAGACUAGCCCUUUGUGAAUGGGUAAGUGGAAACUGAUGCAAUUUAAUCCUUGCUUCUGCAGGUAGAGUAAAAGCUACUCAGAAUCACCAUUUUAUAGAGGAAUGGGUGAAAAGGGGAGCAUGAGAAUACGACUGUAGUUUUCAAACAGUUAUUCAACAGCAGCAGCUACUUCAUGGUUUUUAUCCAGUUUUGAUCUUGCCUUUGGCUGCAAUUACUGUUAAAAGCCUCAAGACAAUUGUUCUUUUCCCUACAGAUUUUGUCCAUUUCUAUUUGGCAGUCUCCUCUCACUCCUCCCCUCACAGCUGUGUUUAACUGGCUCAAAAUUACAAUAAUAAAAAGGCAUGUUCUUGCAAAUACA